AUGGGAGACGACCUCCGGCUCAACUUACGUGCCCAAGACCUACGGUGGGCCCUAUGCGCAGCCCCGGGCCGCAGAGCCUGCGGACCCCAAGCGGACUGUGGGGAUCAAGGAUUUAGGAGAAAAGCUCAGACACCGCGGCUGGCGCCUCCCUCUGCGCACAAAGCACCAGAGCGAGACGAAGGCGCAGUACACCAGCUGGCCCGGCCUGGACCAGAACCAGCUGUCCGGAUAUCCUCGCAAGGACUCGUUGACUUCGAGCUUCAAGGAGACGCCCCAGGUCCGGGGCCACGGCCCGCGGCUCCCGCCGCCGUGCCGCACCGCGGGGCCCUCUCUCUGGCUCGGGAGUCCUACAGCCUCCCGCUGCAUCCACUCCGCCAGCUCGACCGUUUCUGCCCGCUGGAGGUGCCCUGGGGCGGCCCCCACUGGAAGCCCCUGCCGGGCACCUACAGCGUGCCGAAAGCCUACAGCACCGAAAACUCCUGCUACGGCAGCUCGAAGCCCGCGUCGGUUUGA
This is a messenger RNA of Propithecus coquereli (Coquerel's sifaka), 513 nucleotides long. RefSeq lists its product as uncharacterized. The coding region runs from base 1 to 513 and encodes 170 amino acids. The record is from RefSeq and is a predicted model, not a curated record. The transcript is spliced from 4 exons. NCBI's taxonomy places the organism in Eukaryota, Metazoa, Chordata, Mammalia, Primates, Indriidae.